This is a messenger RNA of Pygocentrus nattereri (red-bellied piranha), 1259 nucleotides long. It is a transcript of the gene pdyn, whose product is annotated as prodynorphin. Gene Ontology annotation, biological process: neuropeptide signaling pathway; chemical synaptic transmission; sensory perception. The coding region runs from base 184 to 924 and encodes 246 amino acids. NCBI's taxonomy places the organism in Eukaryota, Metazoa, Chordata, Actinopteri, Characiformes, Serrasalmidae. Gene Ontology annotation, cellular component: plasma membrane; axon terminus; neuronal cell body. Gene Ontology annotation, molecular function: opioid receptor binding. The record is from RefSeq and is a predicted model, not a curated record. The transcript has 3 exons.
AGGACGUGGGCAGCUGAAAUAAAAAGAAAGAAGAGGCUGUAAGUGAGGAGGAGAGCGCAGAGCGCAUGGCUGCACGGUGACUCGGUCUGGGAGAUCCAUCCGCUGAAGAACACGCAAGAUUUACCCAACAAAGUCAUUUAAGACCCGGAGCACACGGACUGUGACAAGGAGCUCCGGUGGAGGAUGGAGUGGUAUGUGCUGGUGCUGGUGCUGAGUUUGCCGUCUCUGUCCCAGGCUGGUUGCUCUGAGCAGUGUCUCAGAUGCGUUCAACAGAUUUCAGAUCAAAACUCUCAAGCCUCAGAGCUGAACUCGCCGCUCAGUCGCCUGGCUUGUGCUGCGGAGUGUGAGGGAGCUCUCCAGCCGGAGGAGUGCGAGGAGGCUCUGCAGGUCCUCUCAGACGACCUGAAGGAGAGCAGGCCGGGAGGAGAGGAGGAGGAAGAGGGCGAGGAAGAGGAGGACGAAGAUGAAGACGCGGAGCUGAACCUGGUGAAGCGCUACGGAGGGUUCAUCAAGAGAAUCGAGAAGAACAAGAACAAGCUGUGGCCGUGGAGGGAGAACGGCGUGCAGAAGGCGCUGAUCGAGGAGCAGCAGAGGGAGCCGCUCUUAAAGCUGCUGCUGAGAAACAGCCUGAACAAGGGAGAUUUCGGGCGGCUGGAGAAGCGAUACGGCGGCUUCAGGAGGAAAUUCGGGCCGAAGAGGCGGAGCGGCGGCCCGCUGCUGGACGAGGAGGCCAGUCAGGAGCAGCAGCAGCAGCAGCAGGAGCUCCAGAAGAGGUACGGCGGCUUCAUGAGGAGAAUCCGCCCCAAGUUAAAGUGGGACAACCAGAAGAGAUACGGGGGCUUUUUACGGCGCCAUUUCAAAAUCUCGGUCAGAUCCGAGGAGGAGCCGCCUUCACUCCAAGACCAGUUUGGGCUUUUAAAGUGAAGUGGAAGUGAACAGAAACUCACACUGUCCCCCUAAAAAGACCUCACAGCGUCCCAAAACGUCGCUGCUAACGUGGAGCCAGCCCCCUUAUAUCCUCUGUACAGUCCUGUUGUUGUUAGCAAACAAUACGAGGCUGAAGUCGGUCUCUCGCUCGAACCUUCCGUUCCACCUUAAAAGCUGCAGCAGUUCCAUUGCGGAGCCGGAGGCGACCUGGUGGAACUGCUGCUCCGCUAAAGAGAGGCCGACUUCAGGAGCGUUAGGCUACGUGCUGCAGUCAGUGCUUGUUUAAAACUCACAAUAAAAGGGCAAAAGAGCUUUGUUUGCCGAAACUUGCA